CACACGAGCCUGUCAAAGGCGUAUCAAACCGCCCACUGAACCACAUGGAUAGACCUACAGCGCAUUGUGCGCAAUGUCCGAACUCGACGAUUGUCCUCCUCUGGCUCCAAGGAAAUCAUGCGCCAGUAGUCUAGCCGAGGAUUAAUGGAGACACUGAGCAAGAACCGUCACCAUCGUCAUGCUGUGAAGAACAUGACAGACAGAACAUGUCAAUGACAUUUCCUCCUCAGUCCCUUGGCCAACCACCCCACCAGACCAUCUCCUCGCUCAACGCUUCGGAGUGCAACAGAACAUGUGCCACAGGAGGCAACAGCGAUCAGGACUUCAAGUCCAUGGCCUACAUCGUGACUUACUGCAUAGUGUUUCCCAUUGGCUUUUUAUGUAACUCAGUGGCACUCUUUGUCUUCCUGCGGCUCACCCGUAAACGCUCGGCCAACACCGUGUUCAUGAUUAACCUGGCGCUGUCGGACACGGCCUUCUCGCUCACGCUGCCCUUCCGCCUGGUCUACUACUUCCGGGGCAGUCAGUGGGACUUUCCGGACUGGCUGUGUCGCUUGUGUGUCUUUGCCUUCUACUUGAACCUGUACACCAGCGUGCUGUUCCUCACAGGCCUCAGCGUGCUGCGAUACAUCGCCGUUGUGCAUCCGUUCCGAAACCGCAGCCUGGUGACGGUGAAACGGGCCGCGUGGAUUUGCACGGGGAUCUGGGUGGCCGUGGCGUUGCUCUCAACCCCCUUCCUCUUGUCAGGGACCCUGGUGAGGGGGGACAAGGUGCGCUGCUUUGAGCCAGGAGCCACCAAGUCCUGGUACCGCAUUCUGAUGCUGAACUAUGUGGCCCUGUUGCUGGGCUUCCUCCUGCCGUUCGCCACCAUCUUGGGCUGCUACGGCUGCAUCAUGUUCAAGCUGGUGAGCGAGAAGAAGAAGCCGAGGAAAAGCCGGCAGAACCGCCGGCGCUCCGUCUACCUGGUGACGGUGAUCCUGAGCAGCCUGCUGCUGUGCUUCCUGCCGUACCACCUGCUGCGCUCGCUGCACCUGCACGCCGUGGUGCAGUGCUGGAACUGCCGCGUCACCGGGUGGCUCCUGCGCAUGCUGGUGGUGUCGCUCUGCCUGGCCGCGUCCAACAGCUGCCUUAACCCACUGCUGUACUACUUUGCCGGAGAGUCGUUCCGCACCACGGUGCGCACCACGGUCCGCUCCACCUUGAGGUCAGCCUCCUUCAGCUCCGUCGGUCAGGGCAACAUGCCUAGCUGGAGGAAGCGAUCACAGUACCCGUCAUCCUCCACUGCUCAGGGGCUGCCAGACAUUUGCCUCAGACCCCAGGACUGAGAUGAGCAGUGAUGACGGGCCACAGACAUGUUAUGGAACUCGUGUUAGAGAAUUCAUGCUAUGGGAAAAGAGACAAUAGAAGUCAUGUUAAGGAAUUCUUAGGAAUACAUUGCAACUGAAAUUAUAUGUUGAACUAUGUAAUUAUUGAAAAUUGGUCAUUAAUGCUAUAUAAUUAAAUAUGAAGUAGAACAAUGUGAAGAUGAUGAAGG
Sardina pilchardus (European sardine) is the source of this 1534-nucleotide messenger RNA. It is a transcript of the gene cysltr3, whose product is annotated as cysteinyl leukotriene receptor 3. The record is from RefSeq and is a predicted model, not a curated record. Gene Ontology annotation, biological process: G protein-coupled receptor signaling pathway. The coding region runs from base 207 to 1325 and encodes 372 amino acids. Gene Ontology annotation, cellular component: plasma membrane. The transcript has 2 exons. Gene Ontology annotation, molecular function: G protein-coupled receptor activity. Lineage: Eukaryota; Metazoa; Chordata; Actinopteri; Clupeiformes; Clupeidae.